GUUUAUAAGAAUACAGGGACGAGAUAAGGCACUGAAACAAUCUUUCAUUAUUAAAAAUCUUAAGGAAGAUCAUACCAAACAACAUUAAAACAAAGGAAAAAAAAACUUUCAAGAGAGAGAGAGAGAGAGCGAGAGAACUGCUCGUCUGUCCACACCAAGGAAUCCAUUACACCUCCAUGGUCCACACCAAGGAAGUAUGGAGCUCUUGGUCCACACCAGCCACAGGGCACGCCGCUGCAAAGCAUUCAAUCUCUGCAAGUGUGUGACGGCACUCGACAUCCAGGACAAGGCACUGUGCUCCAUGCAAGGCCGUGUCUGAGUCUUGUACAGCGUGAGGAUGUCGCGAGAGUCAAGGUUUCAUGCAAGGAGAGCUGUUGGUAGGCAACAUCAGCAACCAGGCCUCCCUGCGUGUCUUUGGAUGCCGUGCAAUGGCAUGCCUUGCGGCUGGUGGGAACAGACGGCGGAAGUAGUAGUAGUAGUAGUACAUUUAUAAAAGCAAUAUAAAAGUUAUGUGGUAGUAAAUAUUGUUGUUGUUACAUUAAUAGUCAUGGCAGUGAUUGUUUAGAAAAAAAAAACAUGACAAAAAAAAAAAUGACACCUACAUUUUGAAAAAAAACAAAAAAAAAAAACGUUUCUCACAUUCAUUUUUUUUAACGGGAUCACGAUAUUAACUUCAGGUUGUAUUACACAGAAUUCCUAACCUAUAUUGGCCAGUUGUGCAUUAAACAUCUUGUAUAUCAUAAAAACGACGUGGAAAAAAUAAAAGCUUAUUAUAUAUUAGUACAAGGUUGUGAGUUUCAGAGAGAGAGGGAGAGAGAGAGAGAGAGAGAGAGAGAGAGACAGGGUGAGCGUCCCGCGACCACGAUGGAUUCACGCCGCCUCCUGUACCUCUCUCUUACCAUUAUCUUCCUCUCUACUUCCCUGACUCAAGCUUUGGAGGAUAUUCCCGGCAUAGAUCCAGGGAGGGGGCGUGAUAGGAGGCCCGGCCAGCACCCACGUGAGGCUCCCCCAUCCCCACAGCAGACUGAGGCCAAAGAUUACUACCGCAUGCAGGCCGGGAGGGAGCUGAUCAUCGUGGCGGACCCCAAGAACCCCCUCAGUGUGUUCUGCUAUCGGGGUGAACGGAAGAUGCUCACCACAUUCUUCAAAACCAUAGAGCUUCGCUUGGACAUCAUAGGGGACAAUUUCCGCCACUACGAGGGCAGGAACGCCACGGAGGUGAGGCAGCAGCACAGUGAGGCCUCCUGGUUCACCUUCUACCCAUGGCGCCAGCGAGUGUUCCGCCUGGAGCUGUACAAGGAGUCCUGCGUGGGGAUAGAGACGCCCAGUGGGUACAAAGUGGCUCUCAGGACGCGAUGGGUGGACUUCUGGCGCGUGGUGGUGCUGGCGGGGGCGGUGGUGCUGUUCUUUGCUGCGUCACACCUGGCACAGAACACUUUCUUCCACUACACCACUGGCAUCUCCCUGGGUGUGGUGGGCUCCCUGCUUAUUGUGGUAUAUGUGGUGGCUCGCAUGGUGCCCAAGAAGUCCGGAGCAGUGACCCUAAUGGUGGGCGGCUGGGGGCUCACUGUCUACCUGCUGCAGUACCUCUGGCAGAACUUUGUGUCCAUUGUGAAAGAGCAUCAGGCAGUGGCUGUGGGGUACGUGGUGGUGGCAGGGCUCAUCAGCUUUGCCGUGGUGUACCGGUAUGGUCCCCUGACAGACCAGCGCUCCAUCAACCUGGUACAGUGGAGCAUGCAGCUUGUGGCACUGCUGGGGGUCUUCUUCAGCAGCCAGUACCGAGAAGCUACCCUGGGCUUGGUGCUGGUCAUGGUCACGUACCACAGUGUGCCCGACAAGUGGAAAGCCAAGGCACAGACCUACUGGAGGAGACGCUUUCCCCCGAAGGUGCGGCGCCUCACUGAGGAGGAGUACAUACAGCAGGGGAACUACGAGACUCGGCGUGCCCUGGAGGAGCUGAGGACCUUCUGCCACUCCCCAAAAUGUGAUGCGUGGAAGACAAUCUCGAGGCUCCAGUCCCCACAGAGAUAUGUACAGUUUGUUGGGGGUCCUCAAAGGGGGCAGAGUACCACACCUAAGAGGGAGAGGUUUGCCGAGUUUGUGGAGGGCGGGUCACACUUGGAUGAUGAGGCAAUCCUGUCGUACGAGAGCAACCACCUGACGCCGCUGAGGGAUGAGGACCUGCUCACGACGGAUGAUGAGGACGAGGAGGAGGAGCAGCAGGGGACCACGUAGGGCUGUGCCAGAGAGGAUGGGUAGCAUUUAGGAUGGGGAUGAAUUUUUAUUUUUUUUUUUUUGUGGUAUGAAAUUUGUAUGAUUUUUGUUUGUUUGUUUGUUUGUUUGUUUAAUUUUUUGUGUGUGGUAUGACAGUAAUUGGUAUUUACUUUUUUUCUAUUUUUUCUUUUUUCUUUUUCUUGUGUGAUGUGAAUGUUGUACUUUUUUUACAUUUGUUUGUGUCUUUUUCUCACUUUUUUCUUGUGUUGUAUGAAAGUUAUGCGUAUUUCCUUUCCCCUUUCUUCUAUGUAUGGUGUGAAAAUUUACUUUUUUUCAUAUUUUCCUGCGUUAUGAAAAUUGAUACUUUUUUCGUAUUUUCCUGUUUAGUAUGAAAACUGAUACUUUUUUCCAUUUUCCUGUGUGUAAUAUGAAAACUGGUACUUUUUCCCAUUUUUCCUCUGCAGUAUAAAAAUUGACUCAUUUUCCCAUUUUUCCUAUAUAUGAUGUAAAAAUUUUGCCAUCCAGUGAUGCAUGAAAGCUUCAUAACUUACGGGAGAUUAAGUUACAUAAGAUAAGUAUCAUUUCUUUCUUUCAUGAACAGUUUCUUGGGAGACGAGUGAGUGAUGAGUGUCUUACUGGAGCACUGGUGACGGGUGGGUGUGGGAGGGCUUGCACAGAGGAUUGAGUGCUGUGCUGGGUGGCUGUUGCGUCAAGACAACCUUGGGUAUUAUGACGAAAAUAGUACAGAAAAUUUAGUCCAUGAAACUUACUAACUGCAGAUGCUAAUAAUGGUUAAAAUUGUAUUAGUAGGACAAGAUUGUGAUGGUGGUAAUUCACAGAUUGAAGCAAAUGUUUAUUUCUCUUUAUGUUUUGACAGAGCAUCUUCAGAGAGGGUAGAGAUAAGGGUUGGUGUGAUAGUUUGCUUGUAUACACCUCUAGUGGCACUCUGAAGAAGGUAAUGUUGAGUUGUGAGAGGAAUAAGGUUCUGUGCCAUUCUUUGUGUACUGUAGCAGCUCUGAAAAAAAUGUCCUGCUGAAUUGUCCUGUGCCAUUCUUUGUGUACUCCUCCAGCAGCUCUCUGAAAAAAAAGAUGUCCUGUUGAAUUGUGAGAGAAAUAAGGUUCUUCUGCGUCAUUCUGUGUAUUAUCACUGCAACAGCUUAGGUCGUUUGUGAAAUAAUCCAAAUGCAAGUCAUUGUAUUUCCAAUAAACCGGUACAUGUACAAUAUAAUACAGAUUGGAGUGAAAUAUCAUCAAACAGAACAUAAAAUUAAUACAAAACACUCACAACCAGUGCAGCGUAAGAAGAGAUUAGAGAGCUUGGUCAUGUGAGAUAGAAUACACAACACAAAACACUCACAGCAGUACACUAUGGGAAGAGAUUAGAGUGCUAGGUAAUGGGGUGUCUGAUGCACUGCCCCUCCCCCCCUGUGUCCCUGUGUCCCUUUAACCCCCUUACCGGUGUAUAUAUUCCCACGUCCCCCCCUGUGAGUGGUUUGGGGAUGGGCCACGAUGACAAACGUAGUCCACAAAGGCAGGUAGAUAGAACAGUAGCAAGAAUAGUAGUUAUUUUUCUAUGGUGUGUGUGCUUCAGGGCAUUGUGCAGUACAGGAGGUACAGAUGCACAUUUUUUUAACAGUACCAGUGUGUGAAGAGUUGUUUUGUAUUUAUUUUGAGAAGUGUGUAAGGUUAUCAUAAUUAUGUAGGCUUCCUCAUAGCUUUGUCUUCCUGUGUGCCUAAGUACUGGUGUUGGCUUGGUUCUGCUUUGUCUCUACCUUGUCACGUGUCACUGUCAGUCUGCGGUGAAUAGUGGACUGCAGGAUUCUGUGUGUGCUUCCUCCUCUUGCCUGUUCUCUCUGUCUUUUUUUUUUUUUCACUGUCAGUCUGCAUUGGAUAAGAGUGUUCAGUGUUUGGCUCCUCCUCUUUCUUUUGUCUCUCUAUCUCAUCUUUUUUUUUUUUUUUUUUUCCACUGUUAGUCUGCUUUGAAAAACUGUAUUAUAUGUUUUACUUCCUCUUGCUUGAUCUAUCUCAUCUUUUUCACUGUUAGUCUGCUUUGGAUAAGAGUAUUCAUUGUUUGCUUCCUCCUCUUCUUUUUGUCUCUCUAUCUCAUCUUUUUUCUCUGUUAGUUAGUUAGCAAUUCUAUGUUUUGCUCCCUCCUCUUGCCUGAUCUCUCUGUCUCAUCUUUUUUCACUGUUAGUCUGCUUUGGAUUAGGAUAUUCAUUGUUUGCUUCCUCCUCUUCUUUUGUCUCUCUACCUUUUCACCUUCCACUGUUUCUCUGCACUGAACAGUGGACAAUAGGACUUUAAUUUGUUUCCUCUGCAUGUAAUUUAAUAAUUUUGUGACUUCCUUGCACUAAUAGACUGGUGUGGUCACAUGUCUGGCAAAAUACUGACUUUUUUUUUUUCUCUCUCUCUUUCCUUUUCUCCACAGUCUCCCUCAAACAUACUUCCCGUGAUGGUCUCUAACACUUAAUAUAUUAUGUGUCUGGGAGUGUAUGUCAGUCUGUGUAGCUUAAGGUAGCGUAAGGCGACUCAACAAGGCUGUGUUAUGGAUAAUUUUUUGCAUGUCGGCAGUUGUCAAUUGAAACUUUUCCCCGGGGAGGUCAGUGAGUGUUGCUGUGUCUGGCUGGGCUGUGUAGGAGGCUUGUGCAGCUGUGGUCAUAAGUAGUGAAGCUUGUACCUGUCACUCCUGUAUUUUCGAUUUCCCUUCAGUUUUAAGUCUAAUCUAAAGUCUUACUGAACCUGACAAAUAAGAAUAUCAGUUGUUAUUUUCAGAUGUAUAGUUUGUAUCAUUUACUCCAGUGUUUUGCAUCUCUUCUGACUCCUCUAACGUAACUGACUCCUACAGAACCUGGGCCCAUAUUCAGGAACCCUUUGCUCUCUCACCACCACUAUUUUCAAAGGCCAUAGAGAUGAUUAGCCAGGUUCCCAAGAGUGUUUCCCUUGUUAAUGAUGUACAGACUGUGUUAAUUUGUCACUAGAACUGUAAAAACACCCUUAAAAACCUGUGUAACUUCAACUAGAGCCUUUUGAAAGUAGUGGAGAUGCAGUGCAGAUGUGUUUCAGAGCAUGGUACCUGUCCACUAAGAGAUCAGCACGUCAGAGGACUUCAGAUUAAAGGAAAACACUCAAGACUUUGCAGAAAUUGGUCAUGUUACUUGAUUUAUAUUGACCAAGGCUGUACAUGGAGAAGAAUGCACUGGUCAUGAUAAUAUAAUGUUUUUGUUAGUGUGAAUGUGUGAGCCAUGUCUGUAAACUCUGCUAAACACACACACACACACACACACACACACACACACACACACACACACACACAAAAAAAAAAAAAAAAAAAAAAAAAAGGAAAUAGGUACAGCAUGUUUAUUUGACUAAGAUGUUCAGGCUGUGCAGAGUGAGAAAAAUACACUGAUCUUGAAUGCGAAUGAAUGCCAGGGCUAGAUGUGUCUAAAUACAGUCUGCCAAACAUUAAACACUAAAAAAAAUAAAAAAAAUAUACAUUGAUCUUAUUUAUGUAUUUAUUAUUUUUAUUAGAUUAUUUAUUUACUUAUUUAUUCAUCUAUAUUUAUUUAUUUAUUUAUUAUUAUUAUUAUUAUUAUUAUUAUUAUUAUUAUUAUUAUUAUUAUUAUUAUUAUUAUUAUUAUUUUAUUUAUUUAUUUGUUAUUUAUUUAUUUAUUUUAUUUAUUUUUUUUUUUAUUUAUUUAUUUUUUUUGACGAGUAUGAGCGGGUAAGGUGUGUCUUCCUGCAGUCUGCCAAACAAACACCCUACAAGCUAAUUAAGCCGGUUUGUGGCCUUGAGUAUGUGCUCAAAAUACUUUAAUUAGAUUUAAUGAUAGGUACCAGUCCUGUGUAUUGGUGAUGUGUUUGUCAUAAUAAAUGUAACAUGAU
Scylla paramamosain (green mud crab) is the source of this 6096-nucleotide messenger RNA. RefSeq names its product nuclear envelope integral membrane protein-like (gene Nemp). Bases 865 to 2235 code for a protein of 456 amino acids. The record is from RefSeq and is a predicted model, not a curated record. The transcript has 10 exons. NCBI's taxonomy places the organism in Eukaryota, Metazoa, Arthropoda, Malacostraca, Decapoda, Portunidae. Gene Ontology annotation, cellular component: nuclear envelope.